AUGUCGAUAUUGAUGGGAACAGUGGAUGACAUGAGUCAGAUGGUCGUUGUCGGCAAGACUCAAAUUCUCCGCCAGAGCACUGCUUCUAGCCCUAACAAGGCUCUCAAGGCCUGCGAAGUCGCGCGGGGCCAGCCUUCCAAGGAACAAAGAACGCCCCCGACCACCGAUUCUCCACGAUUGCUCUAUACUCUACCAAUAUUGUGGAAGCUUUUGGGCGUGGUAAAAUACCCACGAUUCCCAGAAUACUCGCUAGACUCCAUAGAGUCUUAG
Messenger RNA from Rhizoctonia solani, 270 nucleotides. RefSeq lists its product as uncharacterized. Bases 1 to 270 code for a protein of 89 amino acids. The record is from RefSeq and is a predicted model, not a curated record. Lineage: Eukaryota; Fungi; Basidiomycota; Agaricomycetes; Cantharellales; Ceratobasidiaceae. The transcript has 2 exons.